Bactrocera oleae (olive fruit fly) is the source of this 1032-nucleotide messenger RNA. NCBI's taxonomy places the organism in Eukaryota, Metazoa, Arthropoda, Insecta, Diptera, Tephritidae. The record is from RefSeq and is a predicted model, not a curated record.
AUGGCGACUGAUAGCAUCAAAAAUUAACGCGCUGGUCAGUGGGUCGCCCUCUUAACGCAUAUUAUGCCGACCAUUCUUGUUAAUCGGGUGUAAUAUAUCCUCUACGAUAAUUUUGUGAGAAGUAAAGUGUGCAAAGAUAUUACCGGCGAAGUGGCUGUGGUCACCGGUGCGGCAGGUGGACUGGGCAAAUGUAUCGCUAUAGAAUUGGCCGCCAGGGGAUGUCAUGUCGCUAUAUGUGAUAUUAAUUUCGAUUUGGCUGUGACGACAGCUAAAGAAAUCGCCAAUAAGUAUGGCGUCAAAGCAAAAGCUUAUAAGGUGGACAUCACCAAAUUCGAUGAAAUUGUAGAACUCAAUGAGCAACUAACCAACGACAUUGGCGUCGCCACUAUACUCGUGAAUAAUGCAGGGUUGCUGGUGCACUCUGAUCAGCUAAAUCCCACAGUGCAGGAAAUUGAAGCCAUGGUUAAGGUCAAUUACUUGUCACAUUUCUGGACAAAUCGCGUAUUUCUCCAAAACAUGAAGCAAGCCAAACGAGGCCAUAUUGUGGCCAUCAGCUCGUUGGCUGGUCUGAUUACGCUGCCACAAGCCGAACCAUACUGCAGUGCUAAGACCGCCGUGCGCACUCUAAUGCGUGUCUUACGCGCUGAACUGAGACUAGCCGGCAUUACGGGCAUUGGCACGACCACAGCAUUUCCCUUCUUUUUGCAAACUCACGCAAGGGUGGAAGAGCUUAUUCAGGACACUGGUUAUGCAGAAAUGUAUCCAAUUUUAAAGGGCGAAGAUGUGGCUGAGCGAAUUGUGCGUGGCAUGCUGCGUGGUGAAGUGGAGAUUGCGAUACCCGGAUUCUUUAUGAUUAUCUAUCGCUUUAUAACGCUUUUGCCGGCACGAGUUAAGGAUUGGUUCUUCACUGUCCAUCAUUAGCUAGUUUUAUUCACCAACGCGUGUUGACAUCACUAAAAAGGCAAUAAAUUUAUGUUUUCUUGGUUUAUAAAUGUAGUUAAUUUCUCAAAUAAAUAUUAUAGACCAGUCAAA